AUGACGGCACAUGAUGGAGCUUCCUCCUCUUCCUGCUCCACUUCCGGAUCUUCUUCCACUUACGAUGUGUUUCUCAAUUUCAGGGGUGAAGAAACUCGAAAUAACUUCACUGGUUUCCUUCACAGUGCUUUGGAAAGAGAAGGAAUUAAUGUGUUUAUAGAUAGUGAAGAUCUAUGGGGUGGAGAAGAGAUCAAAUCAUCGCUCCUUAAAGCAAUUCAGCAAUCCAAAAUCUCGAUUACUGUUUUCUCUAAGGGUUAUGCGGAUAGUAAAUGGUGUCUCAUGGAAUUGGUUGAGAUAGUUCGAUGUCAUAGAUCUAACGGUCAAAUGAUUCUUCCCAUAUUUUUGAAUGUUGAUCCAAGAGAUGUUCGUCAUCAGACUGGAAGUUUUAAAGGAUCGUUUCAGAAACACAAGAAGAAAUAUGAUACAAAGAUCACAGAGACUUCGAAGGAAGCAUUGACUUUGGUUGGAGGAAUUACAGGAUAUGAUCUCAAGCAAAAUCAAUCAAAGCUAGUCAAGUUAGUUGUUGAAAGGGCUUUGAGUGAAUCGAGAAGCUAUCGCUUAGUUGAUGUUAAAAACCCUGUUGGCUUAGAUGACCAAGUAGAAGAUCUAUUAUCUCUACUAAAUCUUGGCUCCGAUGAUGUUCGACUUGUGGGAAUCUGUGGUAUGGGCGGCAUUGGGAAGACAACUGUUGCAAAAGCACUCUACAAUCGAAUUUUUAAAAGCUUUCAUAGGAUUAGUUUUCUUGCAAAUAUUAGAGAAGAAGCUUUGGGGCCAAAGGGUUUAGUUUCUUUGCAAGAGCAACUUAUUUCUACCGUCUCCAAAAGGAAAGUUGAUGACAAAAUAUGGAAUGUUUAUUGUGGUCAAGAAUUGAUAAAAGAAAGACUGCAAGGAGAAAAUGUUCUUCUUAUUCUUGAUGAUGUGGAUUGUCGUCUUCAACUUGAUGCUUUGGCUAUUGAAUCCAAUUGGUUUGGUCCAGGAAGUAGGAUUAUCAUAACAAGCAGGGAUGAACAUGUUCUAAAUAUGGCUAAAGUUGAUGAAGGUAAAAUAUACCGGCUUAAAGAAUUGGAUAGUGAACAAUCUCUUCAACUAUUUAGUUUGCAUGCAUUUUCAAGGGACCAACCUCCUGAAGAUUAUAAGCAGCUUUCCCAAGAUGUGCUACAAUUGGCGGGAGGAUUGCCAUUAACUCUAGAAGUGUUGGGUUCUUCUCUGUUUGGCGUAAGUGAAAAAGAAGUUUGGCAUAGUAUGUUACGAAAGUUGAAAAGAAUUCCAAAUAGGGAGGUCCACAAAAAAUUAAAAAUAAGUUAUGACAAUCUAGAAGCUGAUGAGAAAUCUAUAUUUCUUGAUGCUGCAUGUGUUUUUUGUUGGAUGGAGGAAAGAUGUAAUUUCAUUAUGGGAAGCUUGUGGGUUUGA
Telopea speciosissima is the source of this 1410-nucleotide messenger RNA. Its product is annotated as disease resistance protein RUN1-like. The transcript is spliced from 2 exons. Gene Ontology annotation, molecular function: ADP binding. Lineage: Eukaryota; Viridiplantae; Streptophyta; Magnoliopsida; Proteales; Proteaceae. The coding region runs from base 1 to 1410 and encodes 469 amino acids. Gene Ontology annotation, biological process: signal transduction; defense response. The record is from RefSeq and is a predicted model, not a curated record.